AUGGCGGACCGGCGGCGCGCGUGGAACACGGAGGAUGACCUGCCCGUGUACCUGGCGCGGCCGGGCAGCGCGGCGCAGACCCCGCGCCAGAAGUACGGCGGCAUGUUCGCCGCGGUGGAGGGCGCCUACGAGAAUAAGACCAUCGACUUCGACGCGUACAGCGUGGGCCGCCGCGGCUCGGCGCGCACGCCGCGCAGUGCUGGCCGGCUUGAUGCGGUCGGCCUGCCGGGGCCCGGCGGCAGCGAGGACACGGCCAGCGACGUGAGCGAGCCCUCGGGCUCGGCCGUCAGCUCGCCGGGCGAGCGCGACGACAGACCGCCCGCGCUGCGCAUCCGCUGCCCCGCGCCCCGCGACCUGCCACUCGGCCGGGACAAUGGCCAGAGUGACCGACUCCUCAUCAAGGGCGGACGCAUCAUCAACGAUGACCAGUCCUUCUACGCCGACGUCUACCUGGAAGAUGGACUCAUAAAGCAAAUAGGAGAGAACUUAAUUGUUCCCGGUGGAGUGAAGACCAUUGAGGCCAAUGGGCGGAUGGUUAUUCCUGGAGGUAUUGAUGUCAACACCUACCUGCAGAAGCCCUCCCAGGGGAUGACGGCUGCUGAUGACUUCUUCCAAGGGACCAAGGCAGCGCUGGCGGGCGGGACCACAAUGAUCAUUGACCACGUUGUUCCUGAACCUGGGUCCAGCCUGCUGACCUCCUUUGAGAAAUGGCAUGAAGCAGCAGACACCAAAUCCUGCUGCGACUACUCCCUCCAUGUGGACAUCACCAGCUGGUAUGAUGGCAUUCGGGAGGAGCUCGAGGUCCUGGUGCAGGACAAAGGAGUCAAUUCCUUCCAAGUCUACAUGGCUUACAAGGAUCUCUACCAAAUGUCCGAUAGCCAGCUCUACGAAGCCUUCACCUUCCUUAAGGGGCUGGGAGCUGUGAUCCUGGUCCACGCAGAAAAUGGUGAUUUGAUAGCUCAGGAACAGAAGCGGAUCUUAGAGAUGGGCAUCACGGGUCCUGAGGGCCAUGCUCUGAGCAGACCUGAAGAGCUGGAGGCCGAGGCCGUGUUCCGGGCCAUCACCAUCGCGGGCCGGAUCAACUGCCCUGUGUACAUCACCAAGGUGAUGAGUAAGAGCGCGGCGGACAUCAUCACCCUGGCCAGGAAGAAAGGCCCCCUCGUUUUUGGGGAACCCAUCGCUGCCAGUCUGGGGACGGAUGGCACCCAUUACUGGAGCAAGAACUGGGCCAAGGCGGCGGCCUUCGUGACCUCCCCUCCCCUGAGCCCGGACCCCACCACGCCUGACUAUUUGACCUCCCUACUGGCCUGUGGAGACCUGCAGGUCACGGGCAGCGGCCACUGUCCCUACAGCACUGCGCAGAAGGCGGUGGGCAAGGACAACUUCACUCUGAUCCCUGAGGGCGUCAACGGGAUAGAGGAGCGCAUGACCGUGGUCUGGGACAAGGCGGUGGCUACUGGCAAGAUGGAUGAGAACCAGUUUGUCGCUGUUACCAGCACCAACGCAGCCAAGAUCUUUAACCUGUACCCCAGAAAAGGGCGGGUUGCCGUGGGCUCGGACGCGGACGUGGUCAUCUGGGACCCAGACAAGGUGAAAACUAUAACAGCCAAGAGUCACAAGUCGGCCGUGGAAUACAACAUCUUUGAAGGCAUGGAGUGCCACGGCUCCCCGCUGGUGGUCAUCAGCCAGGGCAAGAUCGUCUUCGAGGAUGGCAACAUCAACGUCAACAAGGGCAUGGGCCGCUUCAUCCCCAGGAAGCCCUUCCCCGAGUACCUCUACCAACGUAUAAGGAUCCGGAACAAGGUUUCUGGGUUGCAAGGGGUUCCCAGGGGCAUGUAUGACGGGCCUGUGUACGAGGUGCCAGCCACACCCAAAUAUGCAACUCCCGCUCCUUCUGUCAAAUCCUCGCCUUCCAAACACCAGCCUCCACCCAUCAGAAACCUCCACCAGUCCAACUUCAGUUUAUCAGGAGCCCAGAUAGAUGACAACAACCCGCGGCGCACCGGCCACCGCAUCGUGGCGCCCCCUGGUGGCCGCUCCAACAUCACCAGCCUCGGGUGAAGGCGAGGCGUGGAUGAGCCAGAGUGAAGGAUUCUGGGAAGGACGUCCGCCCCUUACCCUGUCAGUGUUUGGAAGCCCACAGUUGUGUUUGGUACUGAUGGAGGGGGGAGGGAGAUGGAAUGAUGUUCUUUCCCUGUUCUUGGUUUAGGAAGCAGUGGUACUAGUGUGGUGUGUUUGCUUGGAAAUCCCCCGCCCACAGUCGUGUGUUCAUCCGAGUCCACCUCAGAGCAUGGCGUCUCCGCAGGCCCCUCCUUAGUGAACACAGGUUCUGACCUUGUCUUGUACUGUCCCCCCACUCCUGACGCCACGGGCUUCACGGUUCUCCGAGUGGUUCCCCUGCACCCCUCUAGCUGUUCUAGGAUAGUUGAUGCAUGUUACUAAGUUAUGUAUGCGAGUCCGUGCGUGCGUCUGAUGGAAGUCGGCCCGAAGACCCACGUAGACACGAAGCCCAGACCUCAAGCCCUCGCGGGGGCGGCAACUCCAGAUCUCUCACAAGGAACGUGUGUCCUCAUCGCCCCACCCCACCACACCCGCCGUGAGGUCCUGGGUGGGUUCCCCCAGGCCAGAGAGCCCGCCAGCCCCAACCGCUUACCGAGAAGCCGCGCCCACGUCCGUGUCGGGAACCCUGGUCUCCGUGGCGCCGCUAGCUCGCCAUGUCUUUCCGGUCCGUGUGUGUCCUUCCAGCCAGCUCCGGACUGCGGGCCGAGCCAGGUUCACCCUCAGAAAGGGGUCUCCCGCCCGCGUUCGGGGCUGAGGACCGUGGGACCACGGCUGCUCCCGGUGCCCAAGUCCUGGUCCCUCCAAGGUGGAUGAUGAAGCAGUCGGAUUUUUAAAGUUUUGUACAUAGUUUUCCUUUGUAAUCACCCCCAUUUUUACUUAACAACUGACUUAUUGUGACUCUUAUUUCCGAAUUCAAAGCUUGUGAAAAAAUAAAAAAUCAA
Molecule: messenger RNA, 3002 nt
Organism: Dama dama (fallow deer)
Lineage: Eukaryota; Metazoa; Chordata; Mammalia; Artiodactyla; Cervidae
Gene: CRMP1
Product: collapsin response mediator protein 1
Exons: 14
Coding region: 1-2061 (686 amino acids)
Cellular component (GO): cytoplasm; cytosol
Molecular function (GO): hydrolase activity, acting on carbon-nitrogen (but not peptide) bonds, in cyclic amides
Source: RefSeq, a predicted model, not a curated record